UCCCGGCUGAGCGCAGAGCAGGGGGUGCAUGGGGGUGCGUGGCUCUUAAAGGGCCAGCGCCGUGAAGCGGGGCGGGGCAGUCCCGUGGCACCCCCAUGCCGUGGUCCGCGAGCCGGGGGGCCGGCCGGCUGGCCCGGGGGGUGACGGCCAGGAGGGCGGCCGUGGCCCUGACGGUGGUGGCCCUGGGCGCCCGGAAACUGUACCCGCUGCUGCGGCGGGCCACCGUGGGCUCCCGGCACGUGGCCCCGGGGCCCGUGGGCGCUUCAACCGGCGCGGAGCCCAGAGCCACCGGCGCGGAGCCCGGGCCCGACUCGGGGAGCGCGGAGCCCGGGCCCGACUCGGGGAGCGCGGAGCCCGUGGCUCAGUGGCCGGAGGAAGACGCCGCGCCCGGCGUGAACUGGGCUUUCCUGCGGCGGCUGCUGCGGCUGCUGCGGCUCCUGUUCCCCGGGCCGCUGUGCCCAGAGACGGGGCUGCUGGUCCUGCACUCGGCCGCCCUGGCCAGCCGCACCUUCCUCUCGGUCUACGUGGCCCGGCUGGACGGGCGCCUGGCCCGCUCCAUCGUCCGCAAGAGCCCCCGGCGCUUUGCCCGGCUGCUGCUCCAGUGGCUGCUCAUCGCCGUGCCCGCCACCUUCGUCAACAGCGCCAUCCGCUACCUGGAGGGGCGGCUGGGCCUGGCCUUCCGCGGCCGCCUGGUGGCCCAGGCCUACGGGCUCUACUUCCGCGCCCAGACCUACUACCGCGUCAGCACCAUGGACGGGCGCCUGCGGGCGCCGGACCAGUCGCUCACCGAGGACCUGGUGGCCUUCGCCGGCGCCGUGGCCCACCUCUACUCCAACCUGACCAAGCCGGUGCUGGACGUGGCCGUCACCUCCUACGCCCUGCUGGGCGCGGCCCGGGCCAAGGGCGCCGGCACGGCCGGGCCCUCGGCCAUCGCCGGCCUGGUGGUCGGCCUGACGGGCAUGGUGCUGCGGGGCUGCUCGCCCCGCUUCGGGGAGCUGGUGGCCGAGGAGGCUCGGCGCAAGGGGGAGCUGCGGUACAUGCACGCCCGGGUGGUGGCCAACGCCGAGGAGAUCGCCUUCUACGGGGGGCACCAGGCGGAGCUGGCCCUGCUGCAGCGAUGCUACGGGGCGCUGGCCGCACACCUGGACCUGGUGCUGCUGCAGCGUCUCUGGUACGUGAUGCUGGAGCAAUUCCUCAUGAAGUACGUGUGGAGCGCGGCCGGGCUGAUCAUGGUGGCCGUGCCCAUCGUCACGGCCACCGGCUACUCACAGAGCGACUCGGAGCAGGUGAAGCGGGCCGCACUGGAGAUGAAGGAGGAGGAGCUGAUCGGCGAGAGGACCGAGGCCUUUACCACGGCCAGGAACCUGCUCACCGCAGCUGCCGACGCCACCGAAAGAGUCAUGGCCGCCUACAAGGAGGUGACGGAGCUCGCCGGUUACACCGCCCGGGUCUAUGAGAUGUUCCACGUCUUUGAGGACGUGCAGCGCGGGCGCUUGGCCCGGCCCGGCGAGGCGGAGGAGGGCGAGGACCAGGCCGCGGCCGUCAUGAGGCAUGGGGUGCGUGUGGACGGGCCCCUCAGCAUUCGCGGCCGGGUCGUGGACGUGGAAAACGGAAUCAUCUGUGAAAACAUCCCAAUUAUCACCCCCACCGGGGACGUGGUGGUGGCCGCCCUGAACCUCAGGGUGGAUGGAGAAAUGCAUCUUCUCAUCACAGGCCCCAACGGCUGCGGGAAGAGCUCCCUCUUCCGGAUCCUUGGGGGCCUCUGGCCGGCCUACGGGGGGGUCCUCUACAAACCGCCCCCCCAGCGCAUGUUCUACGUUCCCCAGAGGCCCUACAUGUCAGUGGGCUCCCUGCGGGACCAGGUGAUCUACCCCGACACCGCCCAGGACAUGGCGCGGAAGGGGCUGACGGACGCCCACCUGGAGCAAAUCCUCAGCAUCGUCAGCCUCAACUACAUCGUCCAGCGGGAGGGAGGCUGGGAGGCCGUCAGCGAUUGGAAGGACGUCCUGUCGGGGGGUGAGAAGCAGCGAAUGGGGAUGGCCCGGAUGUUCUAUCAUAGGCCGCAGUAUGCCCUGCUGGACGAGUGCACCAGCGCCGUGAGCAUCGACGUCGAGGGGCGCAUCUUCCAAGCCGCAAAGGAUGCUGGGAUCUCGCUGCUCUCCAUCACCCACCGGCCCUCACUAUGGAAGUACCACACCCACGUGCUGCAGUUCGACGGGGAGGGCGGCUGGAAGCUGGAGCGUCUGGACGCGGCCGCCCGGCUCUCGCUGACCGAGGAGAAGCAGCGGCUGGAGACGCAGCUGGCCGGGGUCCCCCGGGUCCAGCAGCGCCUGACCGAGCUCUGCCAGAUCCUGGGGGACGAAGCCCCCCCCGGCCCGGCCGGGGCCCCCCACAGCUCGGCCUGAAACACUGGGGGGUUCCCUCGGGGCACCUCCUGUCGCCCCACUACGGUGUGUGCGGCGGGGCAUUAAUCCUCCCCUGGGAGUUGGGGUCACCCUGGCUGCCCCCCAUCUCCCAGUGAUUGAAGGAUGGGGCCCCUCCCCCCGCCCAGCUCCCCAAUCGCCCCCCUUCACUGAGCAUUUCAGGGGUCUUCUGCAGCACCCCCAAUUUUAGUGCACUUAAUGCCUCUUCCCCCGUGAUAGGGGGGUGACCUGUACUGUGAAACGGGGGGGUCUCACCCUCCCGCACCUCAGUCCCUCACGGCGCCCCAGAGAAUCCACUGCCCCAGUGGGGCCACUGCCAAGAGCCCCCCAGGCCUCUCUCCGGCUUCACCCGGGACCCCUCGACAGCGUGGGGCGCACAAGGGCAAUGGGCCGUGCUCACGGCCCCCCAGGAUUUUCAGGGGGGAGCUUGCCGAUCCCAGACCCCCAAGACCUCCAGGCCGCACAGACUGGAGAAUGUAGCCAUGGGGGUUGAGGCGGAACCAGGCGUCGCUUCGAUUCCCCUGCGUGUGGCAGACACACGUCCACUUGGACUUCAUCUGGUUUGAGAACCGGUUUAAAUCCCUGUGUGGACGCUCUGAAUUCGCUGUAAGAACGAGUUAAACUGGUUUAAAGCCCCAUGUGGAUGUGCUGAAUUCACUUGAACAACAGGGUUUGGUUAAACUGGUUUAAAGUCC
Mauremys mutica (yellowpond turtle) is the source of this 3118-nucleotide messenger RNA. It is a transcript of the gene ABCD1, whose product is annotated as ATP binding cassette subfamily D member 1. Gene Ontology annotation, biological process: peroxisome organization; fatty acid beta-oxidation; very long-chain fatty acid catabolic process. Lineage: Eukaryota; Metazoa; Chordata; Testudines; Geoemydidae. The transcript is spliced from 10 exons. The record is from RefSeq and is a predicted model, not a curated record. Gene Ontology annotation, molecular function: ATP hydrolysis activity; ABC-type transporter activity; ATP binding. The coding region runs from base 96 to 2405 and encodes 769 amino acids. Gene Ontology annotation, cellular component: peroxisomal membrane.